Molecule: messenger RNA, 3161 nt
Organism: Notodromas monacha
Lineage: Eukaryota; Metazoa; Arthropoda; Ostracoda; Podocopida; Cyprididae
Source: the annotation of a GenBank genome assembly
GUGCUUUGAUGUAUCUCAAUGAAGCCACACUGCUGAACAACGUUCGUCUCCGCUAUCUCAAGGAUAAAAUAUAUACAUACGUUGGAAACAUUCUUGUGGCAGUUAAUCCUUACAAUGACAUUCAAGAUCUGUAUUCCACGCAAUCAAUAUCACGCUACAGAGGGAAGUCUCUGGGCUUACUUCCACCUCAUGUCUUCGCCAUCGCCGACAAAGCGUUCAGAGAUAUGAAAGUCUUGUCUCAAUCGCAGUCUAUGAUAGUUUCUGGUGAAUCUGGGGCUGGAAAAACAGAAUCAACCAAAUAUAUUCUUCGAUAUUUAUGCGAAACCGGUGGAUACGCUGCUGGUCCAAUUGAACAGCGGAUUUUGGAUGCCAAUCCCGUGCUCGAAGCUUUCGGAAAUGCAAAGACCACAAGGAACUCCAACUCAUCGCGAUUUGGGAAAUUUGUCGAAAUUCAUUUUUCCAAGUCUUAUGGCGUUGUGGGCGGUUAUAUAUCUCAUUACUUGCUCGAAAAGAGUCGAAUUUGCAGCCAGAAUGUGGACGAACGUAAUUAUCACAUUUUCUACCAGCUGUGUUCUGGGGCCCCUGCAGAACUCAAGAUGAAGAUGGGGUUAGGAAACCCUGAAAAAUUUCACGUGAGCGUUAUUUUUUCAUCAAGUUUAACCAGGAUUUUAAAAAUGCCUCUUGUUCAGUAUCUAGUGAAUCGUGGAUCUAAAACUCAACACACUAGGAAUUUACGCAAUGACGCUAGUGACUUCGUGAAAAUCGACAAGGCUCUGGAUACGUUGGGCAUCUCUGCUGGAGAUCGCCAGGAGAUUUACACAAUAGUUGCUGCCGUCCUUCACCUGGGGAACAUAGAAUUUGAAAAUGACGUGGACGAUUCCCACGGAGGCUCCAGAUUAACUCCGGCGUCGUUGAAAUCUCUUGAAGAAGCAUCUCGUUUAAUGAAGCUUGAUGUUGGGGAAUUGAAAUUAGGUUUGGCUUUCAGAACGAUGCAAACCGCUUGUGGGGAUGUGAUAAAUGUACCACUGAAACCUCGAGAAGCAGCCAGUGCGAGAGACGCCCUAGCAAAGUCCAUGUACUCUAGGCUGUUUGACAAUAUUGUAUCAAGAAUCAACGCGUCAAUCCCUUUCCAAACAUCUGCGUUUUACAUUGGCGUAUUGGAUAUAGCUGGCUUUGAAUAUUUCCCAAAAAAUGGAUUUGAGCAGUUCUGCAUAAACUAUUGCAAUGAGAAGCUGCAGACGUUCUUCAACGAGCGGGUUCUGCAUCACGAACAGAUCCUCUACGCUCAGGAAGGCUUGCAAGUACCUCGAAUCACUUAUGCAGACAAUAGUGAUUGCAUUCAGUUGGUAGAAGACAAGAUGGGGGUGAUAGAUCUUCUGAACGAAGAAGGGAAACUACCAAAACCCGACGCUUGCCACUUCACAGCCGCAGUUCACAAGAACCUUCAUGGCCAUUUCAGACUCGAAUUGCCAAGAUGCUCAAAAUUACGACAACAUCGCGAACUGCGGGAUGACGAGGGUUUCAUCAUUAGGCAUUUCGCUGGAGCAGUUUGCUACGAAACUGCUCAAUUCAUUGAGAAGAACAAUGACGCAUUGCAUAGUUCCUUGGAGGCUCUGGUUUGUGAAGCAAAAAAUCAUUUCUUGAAAUCCUUGUUUGAAACUGUUGAUCAACCAAAGCGAUCUGGAAAAUUAAACUACGUUUCUGUUGCGUCCAAGUUUCGUGGGCAGUUGAAUGAGCUGAUGGAGAAGCUUCAGUCAACAGGAACCAGCUUUAUAAGAUGCAUCAAACCAAACGGUAAAAUGGCACCCAAAGACUUUGAUGGAGGUGGAAUAUUGUCUCAGCUACAGUGCGCUGGAAUGGGGAGUGUUUUGAAACUCAUGCAACAGGGUUACCCCUCAAGAACUGGAUUCCAAAGUCUGCAUGAAAUGUACAAACAGUAUUUGCCUGGGAAGUUGGCACGUUUGGAUGCGCGUUUGUUCUGCAAAGCCUUGUUUAAGGCCCUUGGAUUAAACGAUACAGAUUUCAAGUUUGGUGUUUCCAAAGUGUUCUUUCGAGCCGGAAAGUUUGCAGAGUUUGAUCAGAUGCUGAAAUCUGAUCCUGAAAAUCUGGCUGCCUUGGUGGAUCGCGUGAAGCAGUGGCUGCUGAGAUCAAGGUGGAAGAAGGUUCAAUGGGGUGCUAUUAUGGUUAUUAAACUAACGAAGAAGAUUGAAUACAGGAGAGAGAAUCUAAUCGUGAUGCAGAAAAUGGUCCGAAUGCAUCAGGCUCGAAAACAACAUCAGCCAAGAUAUACGGGGAUCUCAAGACUAAAAAAGCUGCAGGCAAUGCAUGCUUUCAAAAGAAAUGAAAACAUCAUUCAUCUUGGAUUACCCUAUGGAAUCAACCUGGACCACAUGCAGAGAAUUGCGAGUGAGCUGAAAGCAAACAGAGAGAACUCUCUGAGCAUUGUUGCCAAUCUCGACAGGAAUCUCAUGGCUGCUAUCACGAAAAUCAAGACGGACGAUAAGAUCUUGAGGUCGACGAUAGAAGCUGAUUACGUGGAGAUUGUCACACGAGUCAACAAGGAGCUGAUAUUGCUGGACAAGAAAUUGGAGCAGCAAAAAACUGCCGAAGAACAGGAGAAGCUGCGUCGGAUACAAGAACAGAUGGAGGCUGAUAGGAAGCGGGAGGAAGAAGAAAAACUCCGAGUGGCGGAAGAAGCCACGAUGAAGCGGAAAAAAUCUCAAAUAGAAGUGCAAAGGCGGCUAGAGGAAGAAGAAGUGAGGCAAUUGGAAGCUCAGGCAGUCAAAGCUGAGGCUGAGAGAGAAACAAUCGCCGCCCGACAUCGGUUGAAUACGACUCAGUUUGCCUCCAUGAGCGUCGAAGAGGCCAUGGCAAAGGCUAUAGAAGAAGAUUCAUUGGCCAGACAGCAGUUGGAACAAGAGCGCCGAGACCGGGAACUUGCCUUGAGAUUGGCAAGGGAAAUGGGCGUCCAGGUGAUCAUCCCUUGUCUCUUCGAUGAAGAAGUUGCUGCUAAUCAGUGGGGCUCGGGAGCUGCGUCUCCGGUGAAAACAGAUCCGACCAAAUACGAUCUGACCAAGUGGAAGUACUCGGAUUUGAGGGACGCGAUCAACACGUCGUGUGACGUGGACCUUCUCGAGGUGCUUAAGGCCUUGUCAGAAUAA